GGUUUUCUCUUUCUCAUUUACCUCAAACUCUUCAUAGGAAAAUUAGUGCAUUUGCUGAAGAGUAAGAGCAACGAUGGUGGAGAAAGGCAGCAAGGCCAGGAAAGAGGAGGUUGUCUCAAGGGAGUACACCAUUAAUCUACACAAACGUCUCCAUGGAUGCACCUUCAAGAAGAAGGCUCCAAAAGCCAUCAAGGAAAUCAGGAAGUUCGCCCAGAAGGCCAUGGGGACUACAGAUGUUCGAGUUGAUGUCAAGUUGAACAAGCAGAUAUGGAGCCGUGGAAUUCGUAGCGUGCCAAGGAGAAUCCGGGUCCGCAUUGCACGCAAGAGGAACGACGACGAAGAUGCUAAAGAGGAGCUUUACUCUUUAGUAACCGUUGCAGAAAUUCCUGAUGGUGGGUUGAAGGGAUUGGGCACCCAAGUUAUUGAGGACGAAGAAUAAACUUCUGUUUUAAAAUUUACUGACGCCCAAUUUUGCUAUACCUCUGAUUUUAUCUUUAGACUAUUUGAUGUAUGUUUGGAGACAUCGAUUUCUAUGGAUUUUGUCUUGUUAUUUAUUAUUGCAGUUCAGCUUGUUCAGGAUUAUCUGUCCCUUCAAUGCUAGAAUUUACUUGAUUUUGUUUGA
This is a messenger RNA of Olea europaea var. sylvestris, 622 nucleotides long. Its product is annotated as 60S ribosomal protein L31-like. Lineage: Eukaryota; Viridiplantae; Streptophyta; Magnoliopsida; Lamiales; Oleaceae. Gene Ontology annotation, cellular component: cytosolic large ribosomal subunit; ribosome. Gene Ontology annotation, molecular function: structural constituent of ribosome. Bases 74 to 439 code for a protein of 121 amino acids. The transcript is spliced from 2 exons. The record is from RefSeq and is a predicted model, not a curated record. Gene Ontology annotation, biological process: cytoplasmic translation.